UGAGUGUGUGCGUUCACUUCCUGGUCAUAUGAGAGUGGGGAAACACUGCGUAUCCCGGUCGAGCUGCUCCUUACCGCUUACAGGACGGCACAAAAUCAGCUCCUUCACAGGUUUGCUUACCUGUAAUCGUGUUGUAAACUGAACAGUCGAGCCACAAGGACAACAAAGUACAGUUCUUCCUGUUCUCCUGAUUUCUGGAUUGUUUGCCGUGAACGUGGGCCAGAAGAGAGUCUGUUUUCCGUCCUCUUUUUCCGACGCAACAGGCAGAAAGCAAUUUCAAAGAGAGGACAGUGGAUUCAAUGAGGGAGCCAGAGAGGGAGGAGCAGACUGACGCCAGCAUGCCCCCCAAAUUUAAGCGGCACCUGAAUGACGACGAGGUCACCGGCUCCGUGCGUAGUGAAAGGAGGAACUUGCUGGAGGAAGACUCUGAUGAGGAGGAAGACUUCUUUUUAAGAGGACCAACUGGACCCAGGUUUGGCCCCCAGAAUGACAAAAUUAGACAGGUGCAGUCGCAGGUUGACGAGGUCAUCGAUGUGAUGCAGGAGAACAUCUCCAAGGUGAUUGAACGUGGAGAGCGCCUAGAAGACCUGCAGGAUAAAUCUGAGAGCCUGUCAGACAAUGCGUCUGCCUUCAGCAGCCGGGCCAAACAGCUACACCGGAGGAUGUGGUGGAGGGACAUAAAGAUGAAGAUGAUCGUGGCAUUAGUGAUAGUCAUAUUGCUGCUUAUUAUAAUUAUCCCUGUGAUACUACGGUAUCACUAGUUUCCUGGAUGGAGGUUGGAGGCUUCAUCUUGCUCUUCCUCCAUCCUCCUCCUCGUCCUUUGUCAUUCCUCCACACAAGAACGGGGUGCUGCGAGACACACUGAACUGUCUCACUGAAGCCUCAGCAGGAUCAUCAUCAUCGUUGGGCCAGUGAAGAGCACGAGUGUGUGUGUGUGUGUGUGUGUGUGUGUGUGUGUGUACAUGUGGGCCUGAGUCCACAUGCCAUUGCAAGCAGUCCACCCCAGAGUACAUCCACACCCUAGUGUAUCCUCCUCAUGCAGUAAAUGUAUAUACAUCGUAGUGUUUCUAAAUCUAGAAUCAGUCUUAGUCUUACGGUUUAUAUUCCGAUUUUAUUAUUAUACUGUCGUCUUGACAAAACAAAGACCUCAGCCGUUCCUCCCACGCUUACCAGCACUCGCAAACACGCACGUUUAUCAUCAUUUGUCCCCUCACAUCAUGGAAGUAGGUGACCUGCAGGAGAGGAAGCUGUCACCCUUCACUCAGUACUGUUGAUAAGAUCUCAUCAAACAUGUUAUUAGAGUUCAUCCAAGAUCCACUGGCGCAGGAAAAGAAAUGCGUCUGAACUAAACAUCAGCUUCUGUAAUCAAUUUCUCUAAAAGGAAAUACUUUUAAGUUACAUGGCAGGUGUUUCUUUUUUUUCCUUUUCUUUUUUAAUAUGAGUUAAAUGAUCACGGCUAAUUGUGGUGAGUUGUACGUUUCGGUUUUCACUUCUUAUAAAGGUUUAAGUAAACAGUUGACUAGCUCUGUUUUUUCUAAUUUGAUAAUUUAGGCAAGUUGGUUCACUGCUUUCUAUGAGCUUCAUUAAGGUGUGAGGCCAUGCAAACCUGAAUACUCAUCUGAUUACUCUUCCAGCAAUGAGGUGAUGAAACGAAUGGAAAUUCUAAUCUGUAGCUUUUUAUAUACAUUCUCACAGACACACACACACAACUCAUAGAUAUAAAACUCAGACAACCAAACGACUCGAGCUGCCUCGCUCGGAAUAUAGCCAGUAAAGUAAGAAAAGUAGAACCAGACUUAACUGCAGUAUUUUUUUGGACAGGUCAUAUGGAAACGAUAUGCUUCUUAGCAACACAUGGGAUUUUAAACGCCUUUAAUCUUGCUUGGGGAGGAACGAGCACAGUGUUUGAGUUUAGAAAGAGA
Molecule: messenger RNA, 1922 nt
Organism: Hemibagrus wyckioides
Lineage: Eukaryota; Metazoa; Chordata; Actinopteri; Siluriformes; Bagridae
Gene: vamp4
Product: vesicle-associated membrane protein 4
Exons: 9
Coding region: 300-761 (153 amino acids)
Biological process (GO): vesicle-mediated transport; Golgi ribbon formation
Cellular component (GO): membrane
Source: RefSeq, a predicted model, not a curated record